UUGAUGCCUUGAUGGUGUUUCGGAGGGAGGACGGAAGGGACGGAAGGAGUCCGGCGCUCAGUUCUUUUUGGGGUAUAGCUUUCCUUCUUUUAAGUUCUUCUACGGGUGAUCGCUACUGCACAUUGGGACUUCUCAGCGGCAGUUUUGGGAUACAGCUCGUCCAACCCUGCAACUAAAAAUAUAUUGAGCGGAAUGGCCAUCAGGAAACCUGGUUUAAUUGCUUUAUUUGAUAUGGAUGGGACCCUUACUGCUCCAAGAAAGGUGGUCACUCCAAAGAUGUUAGAAUUCAUGCGGGAACUACGAAAGGUUGUGACAGUCGGAGUCGUGGGAGGAUCUGACCUUAGUAAAAUAUCAGAGCAGCUUGGGAAGACAGUUAUUGAUGACUACGAUUAUGUAUUUUCUGAGAAUGGCCUUGUGGCUCAUAAAGAUGGGAAGCUUAUUGGCACCCAGAGCUUAAAGUCGUUUCUUGGAGAAGAGAAACUCAAGGAAUUUAUCAAUUUUACACUCCAUUAUAUUGCUGACUUGGAUAUCCCUAUAAAAAGGGGAACAUUUAUAGAGUUCCGAAGUGGCAUGCUCAAUGUAUCACCAAUUGGGAGAAAUUGCAGCCAAGAAGAAAGGGAUGAAUUUGAAAAGUAUGACAAGGUUCUCAACAUUCGCCCGAAAAUGGUUUCUGUGCUUCGUGAGAAGUUUGCUCACCUUAACCUUACAUUUUCAAUAGGAGGAGAAAUAAGUUUUGACGUUUUCCCUCAAGGUUGGGACAAGACAUACUGCUUGAGAUACGUUGAUGAUUUUCCUGAAAUCCAUUUCUUUGGUGACAGAACUUACAAGGGAGGGAAUGACCAUGAAAUUUAUGAAUCAGAACGAACCGUCGGUCACACAGUUACCAGCCCUGAAGAUACAAUGGAGCAGUGUAGAGCUCUCUUCCUUGCAAACCCAUGAGCAUUGGGCAACUUUUCGAUUUUCAAAUUGAUGUCAUUUGUAAUUUACAUAUAUGAAUAAUCAAGCUAGGCAGGGAGUCCUACCUAUAUAUGAAAAGAACUGUAAUUCAUUCAUAAAUUAUGACAUCUAGCUAUAUGCAUACUUUUAUCUGAUAAGCAAUAACAUUGUGGUUUCUAAUUCA
Molecule: messenger RNA, 1120 nt
Organism: Alnus glutinosa
Lineage: Eukaryota; Viridiplantae; Streptophyta; Magnoliopsida; Fagales; Betulaceae
Product: phosphomannomutase-like
Exons: 12
Coding region: 193-939 (248 amino acids)
Biological process (GO): mannose metabolic process; GDP-mannose biosynthetic process; protein N-linked glycosylation
Cellular component (GO): cytosol
Molecular function (GO): phosphomannomutase activity
Source: RefSeq, a predicted model, not a curated record